AAUCUUGCCCAGGUGGUAAUGCUGAUUAUGCAAUGGAUAUGCACCAAAAAGAACAACUUCACGACAAUAGCAUGUCAAUGAUGCAAUCUCAGCAUUUCUCCAUGGGGAGGUCUGCUGGAUUCAAUCUCGGAGCAACAUAUUCAUCUCAUCGACCUCAGCAGCAACAGCAACAUGCUCCAUCAGUCAGCAGUAGUGGUGUGUCCUUCACACCUGGAAACAAUCAGGAUCUGCUGCACGUACAUGGCUCUGAUAUGUUUCCAUCUUCACAUUCAUCUUAUCAUUCCCAGACUAGUGGACCUCCUGGGAUUGGAUUACGACCUCUAAACUCCCCGAGCACUGUUUCUGGCAUGGGAUCAUAUGACCAGCUUAUCCAGCAAUAUCAACAACAUCAGAACCAGUCCCAGUUUCGCCUGCAACAAAUGUCAGCUGUCAAUCAGUCAUUUAAGGAUCAGGGAAUGAAAUCCAUGCAGGCAGCUCAAUCUGCCCCAGACCGAUACGGCUUACUUGGUUUGUUAAGCGUGAUAAGGAUGAGUGAUCCUGAUCUGACAUCUCUUGCGCUUGGAAUUGAUCUGACAACUCUAGGAUUAAAUUUGAAUUCAACAGAAAAUCUUCACAAGACUUUUGGUUCACCUUGGUCAGAUGAGCCAGCUAAGGGUGAUCCAGAAUUCAAUGUGCCACAAUGUUAUUUUGCCAAACAACCACCAGCAUUACACCAAGGAUACUUUACUAAGUUUUCGGUGGAAACAUUGUUCUAUAUCUUCUACAGCAUGCCUAAAGACGAAGCCCAGUUAUAUGCCGCAAAUGAACUUUAUAACAGAAGUUGGUUUUAUCACAAAGAACACCGCUUGUGGUUUAUUAGGGUCCCCAACAUGGAGCCACUAGUCAAAACAAACACCUAUGAGAGAGGAUCCUAUCACUGUUUUGAUCCAAACACAUUUGAAACAAUCCGCAAGGAUAAUUUUGUGCUUCAUUAUGAGAUGUUGGAAAAGAAACCAGCUCUACCUCAACAUUAACAUGUGUCUUUUUUU
Morus notabilis is the source of this 1028-nucleotide messenger RNA. Its product is annotated as probable NOT transcription complex subunit VIP2. Gene Ontology annotation, biological process: nuclear-transcribed mRNA poly(A) tail shortening; regulation of DNA-templated transcription. Bases 33 to 1013 code for a protein of 326 amino acids. NCBI's taxonomy places the organism in Eukaryota, Viridiplantae, Streptophyta, Magnoliopsida, Rosales, Moraceae. Gene Ontology annotation, cellular component: CCR4-NOT core complex; P-body. The record is from RefSeq and is a predicted model, not a curated record. The transcript is spliced from 7 exons.